Messenger RNA from Onychostoma macrolepis, 2163 nucleotides. RefSeq names its product NKD inhibitor of WNT signaling pathway 2b (gene nkd2b). Lineage: Eukaryota; Metazoa; Chordata; Actinopteri; Cypriniformes; Cyprinidae. The coding region runs from base 259 to 1476 and encodes 405 amino acids. Gene Ontology annotation, cellular component: cytoplasm. The record is from RefSeq and is a predicted model, not a curated record. Gene Ontology annotation, molecular function: calcium ion binding. The transcript has 10 exons. Gene Ontology annotation, biological process: negative regulation of Wnt signaling pathway.
UCCUGCACUUCACUUCACUUCGCUUCACAUCUUCAUCUGCAGCGGACCAUCAUCUCUGGAGCUCUGCCGACAGACGCUUUUCUUCGCUCUUCUGUGUUGAAGACUCACGGUGAUCGUGACUCGCGGGUGUCGCUCGCUAAAUGCCGCUCGUGCGUUUCUGGAAUCUGCAGGAUUUGCCUUUUAAUUUCUCUGAACGGGAUAUAAUGUUCAGCUGGGACCGAGAGAUGCACAAGUUCUCUUAACCACAGCAGUGAUACAAUGGGGAAACUUCACUCAAAACAUGAUUUUUGUCUUUGUCAUUGGGAUGCAGCUUGCAAACGUCGGGAAAAUCCUGAGGGGGAUAGUUUUGUUGUGAACGGCAUUAUUUCUAGAAGAGGAGUUGAAGGCAGCGAAAGAUAUGACAACAGUCUGAAAGAUUAUAAGGAGCUGAAGGACGGACAGACGCCGGUCCACCGCUGCCCUCUACAGGUGGUUUUGCCUCCAGAAAAGGCUGAAGGAUGUGAGAGGUUUCUGCCGUCUGAAGAUGGAGAGAGAGACGUGCUGAAGGAAACCUGCAAAGGGAAGAAACGCAUCAGUCUAGAUGAUCUGGAGUGUAACGUGUCUCUGGUUGAUGACAACAGGCAGGAGUGGGUCUUCACGCUCUACGACUUCGACAACAGCGGAAGAGUCACAAAGGAGGACAUGUCCAGUUUGAUGCACACUAUCUAUGACGUGGUGGACACCUCUGUCAAUCACUCGUGUAACGGCAAACGAAAGACCCUCCGAGUGAAGCUGAUGGUCACUCCUGAACCCGGAGCUCGCAGGAGAGACACGACACACACCGGGAACGACAAUCGCUUGAGUCGCAUCGAGUCGGUUCAGGCGGAGGACAGACGGCAGCACACACACAUCAGAGGUCAGAAUCACUACUGUGUGGACGAGAACACAGAGAGACGAAACCAUUACCUGGAUCUGGCGGGAAUAGAGAACUACACCUCCAGAUUUGACAGUUCGUCUCCUCCUGUGGCCCAGCAAGAGCAGCCGUCACGGUCUUCACACGAUCAGAGCCGUUCUCGUUCCCACGAGCCCGAGACGCAUGGCCAUCAGCGGCGGUCUCAGGUGCUCUCCGACCCCUGUGUGGCCCCGGAUCCCCGUGUGCGCGCCGGGCCCCAGUCCAUCAGGUCCCCCAAGGGCACGUCCAAAGGCGGCCAGUCUGCGCCUAAAACCAGCAAGUGCCACGGCUUCUAUCUGGCGGGUCAGGAUGUGUACCAUCUGCCUCAGCCCUCCUCGGGUCUCCAGCACAGCCACAGCAAGAGAUCGAGAGCCAGAGCCAGAGAACAGGCGCUGUCGCCCUCCAAACACACCCAGCCACAGCAGCCCUCGCCCGUCAGCGAACACAGCGCGGGGCUUGUGCUGCCUGUGGUCCAGCGACACGAGCACCAUCAUCAUCACGAACACCAUCAUCAUCACCACUACCACCACUACCAUCAGACAUGACUUCACAAACACACUCACAGGCUCUGUCUCUGUGCCCUUCAGGUGGAGCUGCACGAUUAUUAGAGGUGUGACGAUAAAUCAAUUCAUGGAAACUUGUAUGAAUGAUUAUGUUUUGUUCAAGUGGUGUGUGUGUUUCUAAAGCAUGAAGUGCCAUCUGCUGUUAAAAACUAAGCUCAGAGAGAAUCGCAAUGCAUUCAGAAAAAUUGCAAUACACGAAUCAAUUUAUCGUCACACCCCUAACGAUUAAUAUCGCGAUCUCAAUUCAAACACCCACGUGAUCUCAUUUCUAAAUGACAACGAUUGGCCCGUGUCUACUGUUUAAAUCUUUGAAAAAGUCAUUACUGGAAAUUGACACAGAGAGAGACGUUAUUUCAAACACACAGUAUUAUUUCUGUCUUAUAGUCGUUCCUAUUAUUACAGAAAUACUGGGAUGAAAGUUUAUAGUUCAUAUAUAAACAUUAAUGUCUAUUGUAGCGAUCAAAAUAGAGCAAAUUGCCUUUUGAAAGUAGCUGGCGCUUUAAAUAACGUUUGUGUCGAUUGCAUUGUUUUUAAAAAAUGUAGUCGUCAUUGAAUCAUUCAUUCAAGAGAUUCGUUCAAAAACGCUGAUUCAUCCAGUAAUGAUACAAAUUAAGUAUUUAGUCAUUGAAUCAUUCAUUCAAAUCAAUUUUACAUCAUUUUAAUAUUAAU